Nicotiana tabacum (common tobacco) is the source of this 447-nucleotide messenger RNA. NCBI's taxonomy places the organism in Eukaryota, Viridiplantae, Streptophyta, Magnoliopsida, Solanales, Solanaceae. The record is from RefSeq and is a predicted model, not a curated record.
AUGGAUCUAGAGGAAGUGCCAAAGAAGAGAAAAGACAAGCCUAUACAUGACGGGGAGUUGAUUCCUAAGGUUCAAUUGAAUAUUCCACUGGUGGAUGUACUUCAUAAAAUUCCAAAGUAUGCUAAGUACAUAAAAGAUAUAGUGGCCCACAAGAGAAGAUUGACUGAGUUUGAGAUAGUUGCACUUACUGAGGAGUGCACUUCAAGGAUCCAAAACAAGCUCCCUCAAAAGCUUAAGGAUCAUGGCAGCUUCACCAUCCCUGUGCAAAUUGGUCUAGGAGCUCCAAGACCAGCUACUGUGAUGUUGCAGCUGGCUGAUAUGUCCGUAGCACACCCUGAGGGAGUGAUUGAAGAUGUAUUGCUGCAAAAUGGGAAAUUUAUCUUCCCUGCAGACUUCAUUAUCCUAGAUUAUGAGGCUGAUGAACUGGCUCCAAUCAUAUUGGGAUGA